AUGGACACUAGCGUCCCGUUGGAGACGUCGGCCAUCAUGGUUGUCGGGUCGCGCCUGACGUGCGUUGCGCAGAGCGAGCGCGGUGACGACGCGCAUGGCCUGCUGGACACUGCGCACUUGCGGGCAGCGGGCGGGCAACCGGGAUGGAUGAAGCGCGGAAUGAGCGACCGCGCGAUCGACGUCAAAGUCGCUUCAGCGCCAGCACGUGGUCCGCGCGCGGUCGCUGAUCUGCGCAUCGGGCAUGUCGACGUCGAGGGCGUAGACGGACGGGGCGUGCAGGAUGAGCCGCUGGGGCUCGAGGUCGAACGUCGCGAGCGGGAUGUGUGUGUGCGUGCACGGCGUGCACGGCGCGUGGGGCGGCUAGCGUGGACACGCACCAGAUUGGGCACCUUGAGGUCGUGCUCGCUCUUCGACCACGAGAUAUCAGACGGGCUACUGCCCGCGGUCACAGGGAGUAAGCGACGCAUCGAUGAGGAACGUCUUGAACGCAGGGCGCGGGCCUGGAGGGAGGAGUGGUAG
Molecule: messenger RNA, 519 nt
Organism: Postia placenta MAD-698-R-SB12
Lineage: Eukaryota; Fungi; Basidiomycota; Agaricomycetes; Polyporales; Adustoporiaceae
Exons: 3
Coding region: 1-519 (172 amino acids)
Source: RefSeq, a predicted model, not a curated record